Molecule: messenger RNA, 843 nt
Organism: Paramecium pentaurelia
Lineage: Eukaryota; Ciliophora; Oligohymenophorea; Peniculida; Parameciidae
Source: the annotation of a GenBank genome assembly
AUGUUUAAUAAAAGAAAGAUUCAAAAAAAAGAUGAUGUUUUAAAUGGCAUUUAAAUUAAUGAAUAAGAAGAAAUAAAAGAACCUUAAAUUUAAAAGAAAAAUAAAAUUGAACAAACAGAUAAAUAAAUUAUAUUACCACUAUUAGAAGAAACUAAAUAUAAAGCAGGUUUUGUAUUAUAAAACUAAAAUAACUUUGCUGUUGAAAAAAUUGCACCUGAAUCAAAACCAUAUUAAAAUGAAAUUGCUGAAACCCUUUAAAGAUUAAAAUCUAUUCAUUCUAUUGAUGAUGUCAAAAAAGGAUAAGUAUUACCUCCAAAGAAAAAUAAUUCAUUGAAUGCUCCUAUUGCCAUGCCAUCAAAUGUUAAAUUUUCAUGCACUUUUGAUUUUAAUCCAAUGUUAUGUAAAGAUUAUCAUGAUACUGGUUAUUGUACAUUUGGAGAUUCUUGUAUUUACAUUCAUGAUAGAGGUGACUAUAAAUCAGGAUGGGAAUAAGAAAAGGAAUAUUAAGAACAAUUAAAAACAAGAAGAAUGGGUAAAUAAGAAAAAGAAGAUCUUGAAUUUAAAUAAAAAUUAGAAGAAUAUUCAUUUCCUGAAACCUGUAGUAUUUGUUAAUAAUAAUUAAAUAAACCUGUUCAAACUAAAUGUAAUCAUUUCUUUUGUGAGAAAUGUGUUAUUACUUAAAAAAAGUGUCCUGAAUGUGGAAAACCUACAGAUGGAAUUUUCCAUUCUGGUGUCAAAAUUAUCUAAGAAUUAAAAAAUAAAAGAGAUAAAUUUAUUGCAGAAUAUAAAUAAUAAGAAACUAAAAAAUAAUAAAGAUUAAGUGAAUGUGAUUGGAUGAUUUGA